Molecule: messenger RNA, 4350 nt
Organism: Lates calcarifer (barramundi perch)
Lineage: Eukaryota; Metazoa; Chordata; Actinopteri; Centropomidae
Product: VPS10 domain-containing receptor SorCS3
Exons: 9
Source: RefSeq, a predicted model, not a curated record
GUCAGCUGGAGUAUAUCCAUCUCUCAGCUCCAUUUGUGGCGGUGAGGAAUAAGGAAGUGAACCUGACUGCUGUUCUGUGGCCCAGCCAAGUGGGAACGGUCACCUACAUCUGGUGGAUCGGAAAUAACACAGAGCAGCCAGUAAUCACCCUAGAGGGAAGUAUAGCAUGCACAUUCUCCCGGGAAGGCAUCAAUACAGUCACUGUGCAGGUGUCUGCAGGGAAUACUAUUCUGCAGGACAGAAAAACCAUUGCUGUCCAUGAAUAUUUCCAAUCUCAUCUGCUUGCCUUUUCAUCAAACCUUGAUGACCACAACCCUGAUGUUGCCGAAUGGAGGCUGGAUGUGAGCCGAGUUAUCAAGAACUCUCUGAUCCAGGCUACAGGUGUGAGAGAGGAUCAGCUUCUGGUCACUGUUCUCCCAGGUCUACCCACUGCUGCAGAGUUUUUCCUCCUACCUGACAAGCAGUUAACUGAGGGGAAACCAGAGAAGAGCUCUGCUCAUUUAGAUCAGCUCUCUGAGGUUUUGCUCAGCGCCUUGAAUCAAAACCUUGUCCAGUUCACACUGCGGCCAGGGGUCCAAGUGACUGUUUAUGCAGCACACCUAUCAGCAGCGCCCCUAGUGGACACCAGCGAGAACCACAGUGGCUCUGCCAUGCUAAUGCUGUUAUCAGUUGUGGUUGUGGGUUUAGCUGUAUUUGUCAUCUACAAAUUCAAGAGGAAGAUCCCAGGCCUCAACGUCUAUGCGCAGAUGCAGAAUGAAAAAGAACAAGAAAUGAUGAGUCCAGCUAAUCCAACAGAGGCCACACCCAGCUCACAGCGGGACUUGGUGCAUUCUUUGGAGAUUCUGGACACAGAGUUUAACUCACGGCCCAUCGAAGUGAAAUGAUCCGGUCAGGGGCUGAAUGAGAGCUAAACAAAAAUGAGAUGUAUGAAACCUCAUGUACAUGUGAAAUUCUCCACAGAACUCCCCACAUACAUCGUCUGAACUCUGGACUGGAUUACCACUCCAGCUGUGUCAUGGAUAUUUUUUUACCAUUUGGGACACAAUGGUUUUGAGCUUUAUACCUGUGCAUGCUGGACCCUGCUGACACAUACUGUGCUCUGUUCAAACCAGAAGAAACUGUGUACAGGUUUUCUUUUAACAUCAUGUCUGAUACAUUAAUCAUUUAAAAAAUUUCAUUUAUUUAAACAAGUCAGAUACAUAAUCCAGAAGGGAUGCCAGCAUGAACUAGCGAAGGGAAAAUUGUCAUAAACAACAAUGUUUUGACUUUGCUUAUAUAGAUAAGAUUGGUUUGCUGUUCUAUGAAGCAAACAGCAGUAGUGUAUUAUUUAUUCAUAUAAAUAUACUUUUAUGAAGUAUGUUAUUGAAGUGAAUUACACAUUUAUUUUGUAAGUCAUAAAUGUCUAUGUUAGAAAUGUGUAUUUUAAUAACAUGUCAUACUAAACAUAAAUGCUGUUAUAAAAAAUGAAUAGGGUAUUUCAAAGCUUUUUGUUCAUUGUCUCUUGGAAAGCUGAUUUAUGGCACAAUACACAUUUUCUACUGAAAUAUUUCUUUUUUUCUGAUUUUAAUUUAUUAACAAAAUACGGGGUUUGGUUUUCUGGAUUAAUUUAAACUUUGCUGUUAAUCUAAUGCUUCUGGUACUAUUUAUGAUACAUACCAGUUUGUAAAAUGUUUUGUGCUUCAGCAUCUUCUGACUACAACUGAUCCCCAAAUAUCACAAGACAUUACACCUUUUAGGAACAGAAGAACAAACUGGGGGACAGCAGGACGACUAUCCCACAAAGAAAAAUAUUCCAAAGUUGUAGUUAGCCACAUCCCAAUCUACAGCCAACAUCCCUACUGGAGGCAGAGAACAAUUUAUCAAGGCAAAGAUUUAAGGUGGCAGUUGGAAUGAGAAACAACUACUUUGUGAGAGUAUCCAAAGAGUAUGGCAUUGAGGAAGAGAGAGGCAGAGAGAGAGGUUAAGAGAGAUGGAAGAGUGCAUUUUGGGGGCAUGGUGCAUUAAGAGUGUUGUAUUGGACAGAAAAAAGAAGAGGUUGACUUCUUGAAUCCUUAAUGUGGCCAGUCAAGCUCAAGGCUGGCUAAGGUUGGUGACACAUUUAGGCUAAUGUCCUGACCCAGUCUCGAGUAGCAGCCAUCUUCAUCCCAGCUCAUUAUAUCGUGCUGUAGGAACAAGAGAACUAGAGCGCAGAUGCUACCAGGCUAUAUGGAUGGUUAGCUUGUUCAGAGGACUGUCAAGCCCUGUGGUACUUUGUGUGCAAAAUCUGACAGAUGUAAAUGCCUGAUUGAUGCCUUUCAAAUCUUCCAAGGCAAUUUUUCUGGAUUUGUUUUUUUUCCUCUCUUUUUACAUUGAGGAGGUAUGGACACAAAGAGAGUGUGGUUUUGUCUGUUUCAGAUGAUAUUUUCCACAAUUGUUCAGCUGUGUCUGCGCAGAAAUUGCCCAAGUAUGCACCUACGCGCAAAGAGUAGAGGAUGUAACUCUGGACCAUACAGAAGAGCAGUGAUUAUACACUUAAAUGCAACACUUUGUGUAACAUUGCCUCAUUUGACCUGCUUAACAACAAACACCCAUUUAACACUGUGUCAAGUAAGGAGAAGUUUGUCCCAUUUCUUUUACGAUGGGACAUGAGUUAAUAGGUUCUCAAAUAAUUGUGAGAUGCCAAGAGAGGUGGACUUGACCAAAUUUCCUUAUAGCUCUGCAAUGAUUAAAAAAAAAUGAGGAGCAAACAUGAUAAAAAUGUUACUUUUCCUGGAAUGUUGGUGCACAUGAAAGCUUGGAAAUGGAUGUUGAGAUGUCCUGUGUAUACACAGAGAUACAAAGGGCCUGAAGCUUGCAGGUAUCUUUGUGUGAGCAGAGUUAACUUUCAUAUUGAGCUCCAAUUGAGCAGUCAUUUUACAGUUACUACACUGGCACAUGACAAAGCAUGUCAUUUGUUGGAUGUAUUCCCCACUGUGUUCCUUGCAUUGUUUUUGUUGCUAGUUAGAGUUUUAUUGUAGAGAACAGGAAAGCCAUUGACCAUGAUGAUCAGCUUUGUAUACAUUUCUUUGAAGUAUGUUUAACAAUUACAUGCUUCAGUUUGACAACAGAAUCAGAGCAAGCAUGAUUGGUUGUUACCAGGUUUUGUCUGGUACAUCAGAAUUUAUGUAAAGGGACACCUUUCUUUACUUCCCUGGGAUGGAUUGCUGGGUGCCUCUUGAAUUUUAGUAGUGUUGGGGUGGCAAGCAUCAAGAGUCUACCACAGUAGAUACUUGUGUUUUGACAUGUAUCACACAUGACAUGCUAGUGUGCGCUGCCCUCAAAGACUGACAUUUACUAGAACAUGCACUGUUAUCUGUUACAGCAGUUAAAAUUUUUAUAUAAGCUGUAAUAAAUCUGUUUAAAAAGAAGUGUUUAUAUUCCAGAGCUGCAUGCUAGGAUGAUUUGGUAACAAUUCAACUUCCAUCUUCAUGUCCAUUGUAGCUGUGUGUAUACAUCUGAGGUUGCAGGAUACAAAUUGCACUCUAGUAUGAGGUGAUUUAUAUUAUCCCAUUGCAUGGUAUUAUAAGGGUGGUUUAACAUGCUGGUGGUUGGAUUUUUGUUAAUCAGAAACAUCAAUGAAAUAUCUCAGACAUGUAGCAAUACAAAAACGGGACUGGAUUCCCCACACUUAAGGAAAUUUUAGAAGGAUGUAAAGUUCUAUACUAGUAAAUACAAAUUUCUCUGUCUGGCUCUGAUUUUAACAGCUUAAGGGAGACAUACAGUACAGCAGCCUGUAACCACAGACCCAUGGUACAAAACAGCAGACUGCUAAUCCUAACCUCCACCCCAGGAAGAGGAAAUGACUGUGGCCAGACUAGAUCAGGAGGUCAAUCAUAAUAAAAGCAUCUUCUGUCUUUGAGUUUUGCUAGGAUGAAGACAAGUUGAACAGACAGGAAGUCCUGCAAAAAGAGGAAUUUCUGGCUUCCUGGUUAGGAUGAGCUGUGAUGUGACAGAACCCAAGGGUGUGGGAAACGGUAUCAAGUUGUAGACUAGCUUUGAGCUACACCCCCCACCUGACCCGCCUCCACGCCCCACCCCAAUCUAAUCUCCUCCUCCUUGCAGAACUAGCAAGAUUAUUAUUUUUGUAGAGAAAUAUUAAUAAUAAUAAAAAAAAAAAGAAUUUUAUUACUGUACAGCUUUUCUAUGAGAACAGACGGUAAGGUGUUACAGUGUUUUUGUUUGACCUCAACUGUGCUGUGUGUAAUUGUUUUAUGCAUUUACAAUCAUAUUUAUUAAAUGGAAAGAAGUCUGUUAACUGUGUUUGCAUUUUCUUACAAUAUUUGUAAAGAAAUACUAUGUAUUUGCGGAAGUAAUAUUCAACCCAUAAAGAAA